AUGCCUUCUUCAAAGCCUUUGAAGAUCAAGCCCUCUGAGGUGGCUGCCGACACGAAGAAGAAACUCAUCCCAGAGGUCAACAGACACUUCCGGGAAGAGUGGCCGCCGUACUCCGUUCUCUACUCUCAGCCGCUGCUUCAGCUUCCUCUCAGCCGCCCGAGCUUUAUUAGCUCAGAUCUGCCCAAGUUCUACGUCGUUCACAGUGACCCUGUUGACUGUGCGCUUGGCUGGGCCCAGACUGAAGGCGUCCGUAUCCCCUUCAUCUGCGCCGCGAACGAGAAACGACCCGGGGGAGACUGGGAGACGGGUGUGGUUGGUUACGAGGAGAGACUAUGCCGCCGGAGCAAUCUUUCAGCAACGCUCGCCACGCCCCAUCCAGACGCUUACAUGGCAACCAACUAUCCGAUCCCGAUGGAAGGGGCUAUCUACUCGCCCGAUGUCGUCCGAUUCCGCCAGUUCCAAGACCGAAUCGAGUCGCUCGAUAUGAAGGACUGGAGGUCGCUCCCCGUUAUCUCCAUGCCGCCGACGCGAUGGCCGAAACUCACAGACCAGGGACGGAAGUACUCCUUCUCGGAGGAGCGAGAGCUGGUGCGGAACAAGAUGCGCGCGGCGUUACGGAUUUGCGUCUUCAACGGCUACAACCACGUCGUUAUCGGCGACUUCGGCCUCGGCAAUGGCUACCGAAACCCGCCCAAAGAGCUGGCCGAGCUGUGGCGCGAUGUCUUCCUCUACGACCCGGAGCUGAGGGGCCAGUUUCUCGCCGUCAUGUUCGCCUUCGAGGACGACAGGCAGUGCACGGCCAAGUGCAUUCUCGACGACAUUGCCAAGAAGACCAAGAGUAGCAGCAGCAGCAGCAGCUCGUCCAAGAGCAAGUCCAAGAGCUCGUCGUCGUCGUCGUCGAGCUUGAGUGGCAGCUCCUCGAGCCACAAGAGUGACUUCCGAAUCUUUAGCGAGAUCUUUGCCGACAACGAGAUCGCCAGAGUCCGCAGUCAGCCUGACCCGCGCUACGCCUUCUCGGCCAUUAUGUCGGGCUCUUGA
Messenger RNA from Colletotrichum higginsianum IMI 349063, 1038 nucleotides. RefSeq names its product Mitochondrial chaperone bcs1. Bases 1 to 1038 code for a protein of 345 amino acids. Lineage: Eukaryota; Fungi; Ascomycota; Sordariomycetes; Glomerellales; Glomerellaceae. The transcript has 4 exons. The record is from RefSeq and is a predicted model, not a curated record.